Fusarium keratoplasticum is the source of this 858-nucleotide messenger RNA. Its product is annotated as Lactamase-B domain-containing protein. The record is from RefSeq and is a predicted model, not a curated record. The transcript has a single exon. The coding region runs from base 1 to 858 and encodes 285 amino acids. Lineage: Eukaryota; Fungi; Ascomycota; Sordariomycetes; Hypocreales; Nectriaceae.
AUGACCGCCACGUCUUCCCUCAGGGCUGAUCUUUACAAUGCCUCUGCCAUUCCGACCAAUAAAUCCUUGCCAGAUGGUUCAGUCGGUCUAUGGCAGCCCACGGUUGUGACUCUCAUCUCGGGCAAGUCUGAAGCCGUCCUCGUUGACACUCUCUUCACCUCUGAGCAAGGCGUCUCCCUCGGCGACUGGAUCCAGGACACGCUAAACGGCAAGAAACUGUCAACCAUCUAUAUCACCCAUGGCCAUGGUGACCACUGGUUCAAUCUCCAUUAUCUGGUCAAGCGAUUUCCAGGGGUUGAGGUCGUUUCAACUCAGGAAUCGAUUGACCACAUGUCGACUCAGCUGACGCCCGAAUACCGCGCUGUGUGGCACGACCUCUUCCCAGGACAGAUCAAUGAAGAGUCUUUUGAGAUUGUGGCGAAACCUUUGAAGGAUAACAAAUUCACACUCGAGGGUCACACCUUUGAGGCGGUCCACGCUGGUCACUCUGACACGGACGCAACGACGUUUCUUUACGUUCCUUCGCUAAACUUGACGGUCGCUGGUGACAUUGUCUACAACGAUGUACACAUGUGGAUGGCCGAGUCUCCGUCUGAGAAACAUCGAGAUGCCUGGAUCGAGUGUCUCGACAAGUUGGAACCUUACAACCCCGCCAUCGUCAUUGGCUCUCAUCACCGCCCUGGUGGCGUUGAUGGAGCCUUCAACAUAGGUGCUUCGAGGGAGUACAUAAAAACAUUUAGCAGACUUGUGAAGGAGUCCAAAUCGGCCAAACAGUUGUACGACAGCAUGCUUCACGCUUACCCGGACCGGAUUGGGAAACUUGUCUUGUGGUUGGGCUGCCAGGCCCAGUUCCCUUGA